Anneissia japonica is the source of this 3551-nucleotide messenger RNA. RefSeq names its product USP6 N-terminal-like protein. The record is from RefSeq and is a predicted model, not a curated record. The transcript is spliced from 14 exons. NCBI's taxonomy places the organism in Eukaryota, Metazoa, Echinodermata, Crinoidea, Comatulida, Comatulidae. The coding region runs from base 390 to 2468 and encodes 692 amino acids.
AUGGCAGCUUAGGUGGAACGACGUUUAGAAAGUUCUCCAAUGUUGUGAAAUAAAUUAGCAGCUUUUGCGCUUAACUAGGACUGUAUUUAUUUAUGUCGAUGCAUUUGACGCUUUAACAAUUUUGGAUUGAAGUUUUAACCAUGUGGGAGAAAGGGUAAUGUGCUUGUGUAUUUGGAAAUAAUAACGAAGUUUCAACGUAACCUGCUGUGUUGUUUGGAUGUGUGUAGGCUAGGCUGGCACAGCCUGAUUAUACUGUUUGUUGAUUUUAGAUUUUCUGACACGAAGGAAGACCGAGGAGUGUAGAGAUUGAUAUAUCAAGGUGCAUUUUCUGUGUAUAGACCUAUGUACUCCCAGCGGGUACUCUAGUUGAUACCAUCGCAUUGCCAUCAAUGAGGAAUCAAUUCCAGAUUAACAUGGAAGAUUACAUGGACCAAGAUUUGAUUGAGAGAGCCAAUAAGGAGCGAGCAGAGAUUGUUCAAAAAUAUGAAAAAGGCUUUGAUGAGACUGCAGAAAGCGAUGCAUGGGAAGACUCCGGCUUCAUCAUCUAUAAAGUGACGGACAGGUUCGGCUUCCUCCAUAAAGAAUUUAUUCCGGAAACUCUAUCAGAAGAGGAAAAAAGGGCAAAAUUAACAGAAAUAGACCGUCGUGACAAGUGGAUGAAAAUGAUAAAGCAAUGGAAGAAGUAUUGCCCAAGUGAAAAGUUGACACGACGUGUUUAUAAGGGGAUUCCAGAUUCAUUACGAGGAAAUAUUUGGAUAAGGCUUUUGGACAUUAAUAAAAUCAAACAAGAACAGCCUAAUAUCUAUGAGAAAAUGAAAAAGACUGCAUUAAUAAUGUCUCCUGAUAUACGACAGAUUGACCUUGAUGUAAAUCGGACAUUUCGCAAUCACAUUAUGUUCAGGGAAAGAUACGGUAUAAAGCAACAAGCCUUGUUUAAUAUUUUAGCAGCUUAUUCUAUGUACAACUCCGAGGUUGGUUACUGCCAAGGCAUGAGUCAAAUUGCUGCACUACUUCUUAUGUAUAUGAAUGAGGAUGAUGCAUUCUGGGCAUUACAUGUUUUACUUACGGAUACAAAACAUGCCAUGCAUGGAUUCUUUGUACCUGGAUUUCCAAAACUAGUAAGGUUUCAGAGUCACCAUGACAACCUUCUCAAGAAAUUAAUGCCAAAAGUUAAGAAGAAUUUGGAUAAGUUAGAUAUUGGUCCUACAUUGUACAGUAUGAAGUGGUUCUUCCAAUGUUUCCUGGAUCGAGUUCCGUUUCCGUUGACAUUGCGACUCUGGGAUUGUUUUAUGUUGGAUGGUGACCGCGUCCUGACAGCAAUGUCUUACACGUUAAUGAAGAUGCACAAAAAGGCAAUGAUGCGGAAAGAAAUGGAAGAUGUCGUUGGAUACUUGCAAGAGGAUCUUUCAAAAAAUUUUGGUUUUCCAGACGAUGUAGUAAUAGAUGCAUUACAAGAGUGUAUAGCAGAGCUCAAACGAACAAAGUUGAUCAAGCCACCACCCCCGAAGACAGCAGAAGGUCCUAAGCUACCAUUUGGGUUAAUCAAAGUGCCAAGCCAUCAGCAAGCCACAGGCCUACGAGGUGCAGUGAUAGUGGAUGGAGACCGCAGGCAGAAGGUAGCUGGUCGAACAUCAAACUCAAGUCAGUUGGAAGCACAAGCUGCAGGCAGCGUAACUUCACAUAGUAAGCCACGUCCUUCGAACUUACCAACACAAUCAGUCCCUCAAAGAACUUAUGUCAUAGAUGUGAAUGCCACAUCAGAUGCCAGGUCACCAGGGCAGAGGUCACUAAGAUCAGACCUUAACUCGUCUCUGAGUGACCGUCCUACUAGUAUGCCUCCUGUAAGUCCGCAUGAAUUUGAACGGAGAGUUGAAGAGAGACGGAACUCUUUUUACGAUAAUGUAUAUGUGGACGACCCAUUUGCAACCUCAAUGGAAGAGUCCUUAGAAGCAUUACACGAUACAAAGUAUCGUGGGCGUGAUAGAGCGAGUUUUGACACUUCGAGAGAAACGUCAAGAAAUGUGUCGCGUGAUGCUUCACCCAGUCGAUUUAGCGACCACGGAUUUGAACUGCAAAUGGUUGCUCCACCCGAAUCUAUUCCAGAGAGCCAGGAAAUUUACAUGAUGUCAGAGCAUGGAACACGAUUGAAUGGAUCCAUGAUGCAUCAUAAUGGAGAAAGUCAGGAAUCAUUUUCCUCAAUGGGAACUGUUGUUGAAGUUUCAAGUCCCAAAAGGAAAACACCACCACUUAUCAAACAAAAACCAAAGACACCUUCUCCAGAUAUGAAUAAACCCCAUACAUUGAUUACGAGCGGUGUUGUUCAGAGGUCUCCGCCUCCUGUCAGCCCAAAACCAAGACGAGUUAACGGCAGCCCAAGGGGCUUGCGCCCAUCUGUACACUCAAUGAGCUCUCCGACAACUCCAGUGCACAGUCCUAUUAAUGGUGGCCCGAUCAGUACUUAUGUGUGAUGCAAAUGAACGGGCUCCUGAGUGGUUAUAUGAAUCUGCCAUUGUUUGUACAGUGUAUAGUUUCUAUGGAUUCUUAAAUAGCAUUUAUAAGCGGCAAACAGGACGAUUUCUAUAAUAUUAGUGAGCUACUCUACUCCACAGAGAUUCACAACUGGUUUUAACAUAAUAUGGUAAUUUUUCUUGGUUUGGAAAUAAUUAAGUGGUCACAAUAGCAGCACAUCAUGAACACAAAGUGACUAUCAUCAUUAAUGAAUGGUACGAUGGAAUUAGGUUUUGUAAAUUCCAACUUGGGUUAAUGGUGUAGUCAAAUAUAAUGGAAUUAUAGCCAGCAGUUUCACAAGGAUAACAGUUGACAGAAAUGAUGUUAACGCUGAAAAUUACAGGACUGAUGUGAUGAAAGGAGCUUCAAUUGUGAUGAAGGAAAUACGUGCUGCAGAUAGCCUACCUUGAACUACAUACAGGUAAAUGAAAGAAGUGAAAAUUGCGACUGAUGACAAGUUUGUUGUCGAAAUUCUUUGCUAUUGAUUUCAUUAUUUCAUUCGAUACCAAUUUGCCAGUAAACUUCAGAAGAUCUUAAGUAUAUUAAUAAAGGAAUCUUUUUUUCUAAGGUGUAGUACAUAAAAUGAAAAUAUAAACUGUGUUUUAUCAUUUGUACAUUUGUAUUUAAAAUCAAUUUAUUCACAUCCUUGGGUGUAUGUGAUUUACUUCUUCACAUCUAAGCUGUAGAUAUUAUGUGAGGCACAGGUUAAGGGGUUGAAGAGCAUUUUCAAAGCAAUAUUACAGCUUUUAUAUAGGCUAGAAAUGAAGCUAUUUGUUUAUAACUAUUAUGUUAAUUGUAUAGGAAAUUAUAUAAUGAUGGUACUGUUGAUCCUACCUUAAGUUUAAUGUAUUGUAGAUAUUGUUCACAAUUUGUAAUUAUAUUGUUAUUUUUUUCAAUUGUUUUAACUGCUGUUACAUAAUAACUAUAACUUUUGUUUUGUUUUUUUUUUCAUUCUAAAUGAUACAAUCAUUUAUUUAUAAUGUUUAUUACUGUACUUGUUUUUAUAUUUGUUAUUUUUAGUAUUAUCCCACCAUUACCUUAAG